AUGGCUUGCAAAAAUGUCAUCAAUCCACCACUCAUUAUUUUCAUUGCACUAACAUUCAUCUUGACCAACACCCUUGACCGGGUCAACGCAACGGACCCCGGUACGGGCCUGUGCAGGCAGACGACCCACAACGACCUCUGUCUGUCGAUACUCAAGGCCGAUCCGCGAUCCGACCUAAAAUUCAGCCCUAGCGGUGUGGCCACCAUACUCAGGGACAGCGCCCUGUCCACGUCAGCAGAUGCCGCCGCUAAAACUACCGACCUGUUAAAAAGCGCUAGUGACAAGCAGGAGAUCGCGAGCCUGAAGAGUUGUUCCGGAGGGUACUCGAGCGCGAUAUCGAGUUUGAAAUCGAUCAAGUUCGACGUGAUUGACCGUACGACUUAUCCGUCAAUGGUUGCGGCGGUUAACGCGGGCACCGUGGCGGGACGCGACUGCGAGGCUUCGUUUAAGAAAGGGGCGGGGGUUCCGUCGCCUUUGACGGCGGUUAAUGGGAGGUUGGGUGACGUUUGUGAUACUUUGUUGGAGAUUAUCAGUUAUGCGGUUGGGGAAGCCCUAAAUAUUGAGUAG
This is a messenger RNA of Erythranthe guttata (spotted monkey flower), 567 nucleotides long. RefSeq lists its product as uncharacterized. Lineage: Eukaryota; Viridiplantae; Streptophyta; Magnoliopsida; Lamiales; Phrymaceae. The record is from RefSeq and is a predicted model, not a curated record. Gene Ontology annotation, molecular function: pectinesterase inhibitor activity. Gene Ontology annotation, biological process: negative regulation of catalytic activity.